Messenger RNA from Acanthocheilonema viteae, 5463 nucleotides. NCBI's taxonomy places the organism in Eukaryota, Metazoa, Nematoda, Chromadorea, Rhabditida, Onchocercidae. The record is from the annotation of a GenBank genome assembly.
AUGCUUUUAUCACUUUAUGCUAAUGGUGAAACAGAUAUCCCUGCUAUUAAUGCUGUUAAUAAUUCCGAUAAUGCCAUUUCUGAUACGGAUCCAUUGUUAUCAUCCUUACCGGAUGAUAUUUUAAACAUAUAUGAUGAACCAAUCAAAAAUAUCAUCGGAGGUGUAUAUUCAAGUAAUAUAACUUUAUACUAUCGUAAUUCACCGUAUCAUAUUCAAACUGAUUUGACCAUCGAAACAAAAGCCGUGUUAACAAUUGAAACUGGAGUAAAAAUUUAUUUCGAUGCUGGUGUUGGUAUUAAAAUCAAAGGAGCUAUUUGGGCUGUGGGAAAUGAAUUUGCCCAUAUUCAAAUGUUGCCAUAUCAAAAAAUUACCAGUUAUAAUUCCGAAAUGCCACAAUUUCGCCUUAUUGAUGGACCAUCCGUACGACAGGGACGAUUACAAAUUAAAUUUCGAAAUCGAUGGCGAUCAGUUUGUACAAAGCUCACAAACUGGACAUCGGUAGAUGUUAGCACAGCAUGUCGAUCGAUGAAUUUCAGUGAUGGCGGUUUCUGGAAAUGGUAUCAACGCAACAACGACACAUAUCCAUUUGUAAUGCCAUCACCGAAAUGCCGAUCAAAUGCUUCAUCAUUGUGGGAUUGUGAAGGAUUUAGUGAUGUUGAUAUGAUACCGCUAAGCGAAAAUCUUUGUCAAGGUGAAGAUGAUAUUGGAAUUCGAUGUUGGGGAGUACCGGUAUUUCUCGAAUGGCAAAAACACUGGAAAGGUUUGCAAAUUUUGUCAUCAUCAUUACAGUAUGUAAAUUCGGAUCCUGAUAUGGUUGCUUUACAUCGAGAAUCUACUAGUAGACUUGAAUUUGUUGACAUACUCUAUGCUGGAUAUGAUGGGUCAACCAAAAAUACAACAGCAGCAAUUUGGAUUAGGGGCACUCCACCGAUUAUGAAUGGCCUUCGGAUUGAGAGAAGUGCUGGAAAUGCUAUUUAUCUUGUAAGGCCCACCGGGCCUGUUGUCAUUGCCAAUUCAACCAUCCGUAAUAAUAGGGGUCAUGGAAUAACAGUAAUGAAUACAACCGAUGGCCGAGUUUUCAUCAAUAUGACAACUAUUAGUGGGAAUUACGGUGAUGGUAUACACUAUCGUGAAGGAUAUGAUGAACUGUGGUAUCCCGCUAUGCCAGAUAAUGAAAAGCCAAGAUUGGAUAUGUGCACGGAACAUAAAAUACCACGUACUUUUUUCUUUCCGCAUUUAAUCCAAGCAAAACUUACCAAUGGUACGAUAAUUGACGGUAGCAAUGCAUCACCUUGUUGGAUGAUAAUAUCAUUGCCAUCUCAAUUACCGUACACAUACAGUAUACAAUUUAUGGCAAUAAGAAAUGAAAAUGGUCAAAAUUCGGAUUCAGAAACUCGAUUAAUUGUAUGUGAUGCAAAUACGAAUUUUGAUGGAUGUGAUGAUGAACGAUAUCGUAUCCCAAUUUUGAACCGUAUUCUUCCUCAAACAGUUUCAUUCCGGAGCACUGGUCAACCAAUAUAUCUUUCGCUGGAGCACACAACAAGCGAAUUAAGUGGUCGAGUUGUUGGUGAUAUUAAUUUAAUUUUUCGAAUCCAUGCUUCCGUUACUGAUAAUGCAUUUUAUGGUUUAAAUGUAACGCAUACGUUGAUUGCAAAUAAUACCGGAAAUGGUAUUUGGGCGCAGAACAUACGCGAAAGAACGGCAUUAACAAAUGUAACGAUAGUGAAAAAUGAAGGACAAGCGGGAUUUCUGAUACGGGAUGGAGCGGCGGAUGUUUGGAUUAAUGCAUCACGAAUUGAUGAUAAUUGGGGUGAUGGCAUUAAUGUGUCAUAUGCUGGUGGUUCUAUUACAAUUAACGGUACCAUAAUUAGUCGCAAUAAAUGGCGCGGUUGUGCAUUUCAUCAAAAUACCUCAUCACCAUAUUUACCUCUUCAUCAAGAAAUUAUUAUCAAAGGUCGUCCAUCCAAUAAUAUCCUUUAUUUACGCACACAAAUUGUUGAUAAUGCAUGGGGUGGCAUUUUGAUUGGAAAUUUUUGCAUACCAUUAUGGAAAAAUAUUCAGCCAAAGGUACUGAUAAGUUGGACUGAGUUAAUUGGAAAUCGUUAUCAUGCAUCUGUCGAGAUAUUUGCAUGUCAGAAAGUUGGAAUGGCUAGUACCAUAAUUGAUUUUACCGGAAAUCGGAUUGAAGCUGGUUUAGGAGUAGGUUUUCGAAUGGAACCGGCCGUAAAUACCAUAACAAUCAUAUCAAGUAAUCAAUUUAUUGCAAAUAAUAAUACUGCCUUGAUUAUUCGAAAUGCUCGAUAUCCACAAUUGCACAAUUUACCUGCUCAGGUGACUAUUUCAAAGAAUUCAUUCAAAUUUAAUACUGGACAAAGUGUUGUUUCCAUUGGUAUGGUAGAAGGUUCUCAGACUCAAAAUCUCACGUUUAAUCAACAAAAUGAAAUUCGUGAAAAUCAUGUUAUCAAUCCUUUUCCAUAUCUUAACCCACGAUUUACGCCCUAUGCUGCAUUAGUAGUUUCUAGCAGCAAUGUAGUAAUCAAUCGUAACUGUUUCAAAAAUCCUCAAGCAGCAUAUGAAAUAGGCAGUGAACUUGGUGAGCAUGCUAAAUGGAUCGAUGCUCGUGAAAAUAAUUGGGGUUAUCCAAGACCUGAAUUAUUUAUGCAUCGAAUUUUUGAUCAAUUCAAUCGUUACAAUUUAGCUGCUAUUGAAGUUAAUCCAUUUGCUGCUGUAUGCAAUCAACGAAGGCCUCACAUUACUGCCGUACAACAAUAUUAUCGUUCAUUUCGCAAAGACAGUGAACCGUACAUUUUAGGUGGUACCAUAUGGGAAAAUCAAGAUUUGGGAAAAGGCUUAUAUACAGUAAUAGAUGAUUUGAAUAUCGUGCCUGGAGCACGUCUUACAUUAUCACCAGAUACUGUAUUACAAUUUAACAAUGGUCUAGGAAUGCUGGUGCAGGGUGAAUUAGUGCGUACAGAAUUGCAUUCAUCUGAUGAAAUGGUAAAAUUCACAAGUACACCAUUUGUUCUUCCUCAUCUGCCGAAUAUUCGUCUAGUUGACGAAAAUGAUAACAUUGAUGUACUCGCUGGUCGUUUAGAAGUGUAUGUUAACAAUCAAUGGGGUACAAUAUGCAAUAGAAGUUGGACUAAAGAUUUAGCAUUAUUAGCAUGUAAUCAACUUGGCCUUAUAAUGGAUCCUGAAUAUUUUGAAAAUUGGCAAAUAUUCCCGUCACCGGGUGAAUUACCAAUUGUAAUGGAUAAUAUUCGAUGUGAAGAGAAUGAAUAUGAUAUUACAAAUUGUCGACAUGAUGGUAUUAAUCAUAAUAUUAUAGCAUCAUGCCCAUCAACAGAUGUUGUUGGAUUACGAUGUGUGGAACCUCGUUGGAGUGGUGUUCGAUAUUCUUUCCUUGCAAAUCCACCAUUAGUUACCGGUCAAAGUUCAAUGGAAAAAUGGAUUAUUGAAAAAGCUGGCCUUUUCGACUUUCGCUUACCAAAAUUUAGUCCAGCGUUGCAAAUUGAUUGGAAUUGUCAUACAUUUCAUAAUUUAUAUAUUAGGGAUAAUUUUUGGAAUGGUAUUGAUAUUGUAUACAAUGAUUUAACAAGAAAACCAGCAAUUCGAAUGAGUCGAUUUGAAAAUAAUCGUCGGCAUGGAUUGAAAAUACGUUCACAGGGAAUUACAAUUCAAAAGGUAUCUUUAAGCGGAAAUGGACAAUCCGGUUUUCGAUAUAAUCCAUUGAUAACAAACGAUUUACAACACGAUAUAGUAACGUGGUUGGAACGUCGGGAACAACCAGAAAUGGAAACUAAUAACGUUUUUAUAAUACCAAACGAUAACAUUGAUAAGUUAACAGUUCAUGAAUCACAUCUUAAUCAACGAAAAUUUUUAAUUGCGAAAGUAACAUCGGAUUGCCCACUUGCACUUCUUGAUCCAUGUACUUAUGAAAUGUCACUAUUUGCAAGUGGCCAAGAAUAUGGUUUGAAUUCAAAACUAGCCAUACAAGUUAUUAAUCGUGUUAAUGAGGAGAGCGAUGAAGAUAUCCUUCUAAUUGAUAAUAUUGGGAAAAAAAAUUGGAGUGUACGUUAUGAUCUUAUCCAUUUUCCAAUCAUAUCACUAUCAAAUACGUUACAGUUAAAAUAUACGCGAACAUACGGGAAACCAUCGGUAAUAAUCCUCGUGCUUUUUCUCGAUGGCCAGGAAUAUUUGAAUCGAUUUGUGCAUAUAUAUCAAUCAGAAGUAAUCAAUAAUCAAUAUGCUAUAUCAGCAGUUCAUUAUUCGAAUUGGACAAUUAAAAAUGAUAAAUUAUUGAAUCGCUGGACUAAUGAAAAGCUUUGGUUUCAAAAAGUUAAUUUUAUCGGUAAUAGAGAGGCUAUCAUAUGGAUUCAUUCACCACAACAUCUCAUUUUCAACAAUAUGCCUAUUGCUAAGAUGACGGAAAAUCGCUUCGAAAAUAAUACCAAUUUUGCGAUAUUUAUUAAUGGAUAUUAUGCAUUCGUUAAUGUGUCGUCCAAUAAUUUUACGAACAAUAAUGCACCAAGCGAAAUUGGUUUAAUUACUUUCAGUGGGAUGGAAAAGGAUUUAUUCGUUGAACGAAAUCGAUUCAGUUAUAAUCGUGGCCGUUGGAUGUUAAAAAUGGAUAUUCUUUCACAUUCAUUGCAUGAUAAAGUAGUAACAGCUUGGAUUCAACAUAAUUAUUUUAUGGAAAAUGGUUUUUUACAUAGUGCGGAAGAAUACGUGGACAUGUGGCCACGUUCAUUUACGAUUGGUAUAUUUGGAUCACAAUUAGCUAACAUUCAUUUUAAUCGUUUACGGAAUAUUUUAUUUGAUUUCGAACUUAUUUCUGGCGCUAAGAGUGCGAAUGUUAAAGAUACGAUGAAUGUAACGUAUAAUUGGUGGGGUGUUGCUAAUGAAGCCGCAAUUUAUCAGCGCAUCUUCGAUUUUGAUGAUUGGAACAUUUUCACGUUGGCAAUGUUUAGUCCAUUCUAUGUUACGGAAGAAAAUUUCAUCAGUUUUUGGUGGAAACCACAAAAUGGACAAUUGGCAACGGAAAAACGUUCCGAACCAUCAAUUUAUAAUUUAAAUGGUCGCAUUUAUGAAUCCAAAAAUCUCACUUGUAAUCGUGAACGUUGGCAUGAAUUUCCAUUUCAUUACAAACCGGUUGAACCGUAUCGAAUUAUAAAAGAUUUAACGAUUAUGCCUGGAGCUACACUUACUAUUGAAAAAGGUGUCGAAGUGCAUAUUUGGCCAAACGUACGUAUCCUUGUGUUGGGUAAUUUAAGAGCAGAAGGAACAUAUUGGGAACCUAUACGCUUUAAACCAAUUAAUAUGACGGAAUAUACGGAAGAACGUGGCGCAAUCGUAGAACGUCAUGAACGCUCAAAACAUUGUUCCAUUCAAUCCAGCAAUUUAUGUCAACAAAGAAAGCGACGAUCUGAAUUGUUAAUUAAUUUUCCUAUUGAUUUCGAUUAA